AGUGUCUGUCUUAUCGCAAAUCCAACAUGGAACCGGAAGAAGAAGAGGCGGUCGAUUUGACUUCUCCAGAUUUUGACCCGGCGAAAGCUUUGUCGUCCCAGGCCGUAAGCCUUCCCGUGCCAAACGUGAGACCCUUCGAAAACCUAGCUCAGUAUGAGUCAGCCAUGAAGGGCUUAAGAGCCCGCAGGAAGGCUCCAGCAAGCACACAACAUGGCGGUCCAGAUACUGCUGGAAAGUCAGGGAGCAAGGACUCGUCCACAGAGGCGGGGCCGUCUGCUAGGUCUCUGCCUCCACUGGUGGCUACACACAGGAAACCUGCCAAAACGCUACUCACAAGGAUGACGGAAGCAAAGCAAGGCCCACUGGAUGUUCUGCGCAGCUGUAUCAGUGAGAAACGUCGGGUCAUUGUGACAACGAGAACAUUUAAAGGCCUUCGUGGGAUCUGCACUGGCUACCUGGUAGCCUUUGACAAGUUCUGGAACUUGGCAAUGGCAGAUGUGGAAGAAGUAUACCAUAAGCCACCUCUGGGCAAGAAAUUCUUCAAUGAGGAAACACUGACUGUCUCAAAGCUUUUGCAGUCGGAGACGACAUCACAGAUUGUCUCCAAAAACGAUUAUUUAAUGCAGUCUACAAGAAUGAAGGAAGAAGAGCAAAAAAGCUCAGCAGCAGCGAGAACUGAGCAAGACACUAGACACUGCAGUACUCAGUAUAAGGGACAGGGGGCAGGUAUGGACCUAAAGAGUAAUGUCAAGAAAGAGCCAGGUGACCGUGGGAGUGGAAAAGCAAGGUCCUCUACUAGAACAGAGCUGCACCACAGAAGUGAUUAUAAGGAAUCUAAAGAAAAGAGGCAUACAGAGGAACAAAGGACAGACAGACGAACUAGUUCCAAAGAUUCCAGUCUGAAAAAGCAUGGAAGAGAAAGAGACAAAGGUUCGAAGGCGGGUCCUGAAAGUUUGUCCGCCUUGGAGAGCAAGCUAACAAAUCUACAGAAGGAGUUAGCAGCAUUAGAUGCAGAGGAAAGUGAUGAGGAAGAAGACACAGUGCAGUCAACUACAGGUGAUACAGAGACACAGGGGAGAACAUCGGCAGGUGUGAAGGGAACAAAGGCAAAGACUAGGAGAAAGCCCAGGAAACAGGAGUGCCAAUUCUUCAAGAGACAUGUGAAUCAGUUAUUUGUGAGAGGAGAAAAUGUUGUGAUUGUGUCAAUAAAAGAUGCAUGACAGGCAACAAA
Messenger RNA from Branchiostoma floridae (Florida lancelet), 1231 nucleotides. Its product is annotated as U7 snRNA-associated Sm-like protein LSm11. Gene Ontology annotation, cellular component: U7 snRNP. Gene Ontology annotation, molecular function: U7 snRNA binding. The coding region runs from base 27 to 1220 and encodes 397 amino acids. NCBI's taxonomy places the organism in Eukaryota, Metazoa, Chordata, Leptocardii, Amphioxiformes, Branchiostomatidae. The transcript is spliced from 4 exons. The record is from RefSeq and is a predicted model, not a curated record. Gene Ontology annotation, biological process: mRNA 3'-end processing by stem-loop binding and cleavage.